This is a messenger RNA of Chilo suppressalis (striped riceborer), 3823 nucleotides long. The record is from the annotation of a GenBank genome assembly. NCBI's taxonomy places the organism in Eukaryota, Metazoa, Arthropoda, Insecta, Lepidoptera, Crambidae.
AAUUAUCACUUUGCUUUGAUAUUGAUCUUAUGAAAUCACAUUUCUUGCUAAUACCAUAAAACAUGGACGCGAUGGUUAGGUAGGGGAAUAACAUGUAUUAUCCUUGUUGACUUUAGGUACCUACUUAUGCAAGUAUGGAAAUUAAUUAUUAGGUUUUUCAUUUCAUUUGAUAGAAGCUCGAGCAACAUAUAUCAACAAAACAUAUACUUAGCGCUAACAUAUUAAGUUAAAAAAUAAAACUGACAUGAAGUACAUAAUGUUUCUUUUAUUUAUUCAAUGUGGCUGCGGUCGAAUGACGUUUGAAGUUGUUGAAUCUAUUUAAGGAAAACACAAUGUCGAUGUAAUUUUAUUAAUUUUUAACGUAGGUCUACUACUGUCUAAUUCAGAGGGCACUGAUAUUACUUUGUUGUUUUUUUAACAGAAUCGGAACUGUAUACGAGGAUGUCACUGCAGAUGUACUGGGCAAAGUUGGUGCUUGGCAAUGGUUGGUUGUGUUACUUUGUUCAAUGCUCACGUUGCCAUCCCUGUUCCAUGGGUACGAAGAUAUGCUCCUGUUAACUCAUUCCGGUGAGGUGACCUGUAUUCCACCAGAACGAUAUGAAGUGUACAACAAUAGUUUAUGUACUGUCGUGUCCAUCGGUAAUGAUACUAACCAAAUGAAAUGCAACAGAUGGCAAGCUAAGUUAUUAUGGUUGAUUUGGCUGAAGAAAUCGUGGCUCGUAUUUUGUGAAAAUAAAAUAAAACACUUAUCGGCAACAAUGAUAUAUCGAAUGGGCUUGACGUUUGGAUGUGUAAUGUUCGGAGUUAUUGCUGACAGGUAUGCCUAUUUAUUGUAUAUUUUAAGGUAAAACCUUAUUAAUGUCCCCACUGCUAGAGCACAGGCUUUCCCUAUGGAUGGAAUAGGGAGAUGGCACCAUAACCCACCACGCUGACCCAGUGCGGAUUGGUGGGUGUUAACGACUGCAGAUGCAGCCGAGACCAACGGCUUAAUGUGCCUUCCGAAGCACGGAGGAGUUCGAGAUAGUAAAUUUUUGGUCAUCCGUCCAAUGACCGACUACUGCAAAAGUUGCUCAACUUCAACAACCGCAACCGAACGCGCCAACUAAUUGCGCAAUCGAGGUCCCCAAAACUUCGUCACUUUUGUUCAUCUUUAGCAAGUCGCAUUACUGUUCUUUGUUGUUAUUAAAAAUUCAGACCUUUGAACAAGCAUCCUCGGUUUAGUGGAAGAGUGUUCGUCAGCCACGAGGGCGACCCGGGUUCGGUUCCCAGCCAAGGGAGGACUAUGUUUUUAUUUCCUAGUUUUUAUAAGCCGAAGUAACAUCAACUUGGAAUAAUUUUCGGAAAAUUUUCAUUUCAUUGCUUACGAUCCAAAAUAAAAAUGCGUCGAUGUAACACUUUAAAAGUUUCACCUGCAUCGCGGUUUUUUAAGCUUUGUUUUCGAGUCCACUUAUAUAAGUUCAUUACCUGAUAUUUUUGUUUUGCUGUUCAACAAAAAAGAGGCUCGAGUUGGUAAUCCACAUACCAGGUAUGAAUGUAAACUUUUUAGCUUUAUAUAUUGUAUUGUAUUUUUUUAACUGGUAGUAAAACUAAAAAAUGUUGAUUCCUAAGGUAAGUCGUUAGUCUCAAUAUACCAAUAUUUCCAAUAUACCUGUGUAAAAAUGUUAUUAAACAGAAGAAAGCAGGGUUGGCAAUGUUUAAAAGUAAAUAAAAAAAUACAUAGUUGCAUUUAAACACGUUUUAAAACAUAUUAUAGAUAAAACAUUAAGAUUAACAACAUUAUGAUUAAUCUUAAUUAAUAUUUCUCUUAUUAAAAAAAAUAAGUAACUAAAUUUUUAGGUACCUAACUGCCUAACUAUAUUCUGUAAAUUGUGAUCGCAUUUCCGAUUGAUGGGGAUUACCCGAGCAAAAUACAAUAAGUGCACGAAUGAAUUAAUGAAUAAGACCAGUGGUCCCGGUCCCAAAUCACUACCGACUCAAUUACGAGUCGAGUCUACUUAUAUUGCGGGGAUUUUUCUUGUUGCUAUUGUUAGAUUAUUUAGUCACAAAAGAAUUCAACUUUUAAGUGUUGGAAGAAGAACCGCUUUAAUGGUGGAGGUGUUUGCUCAACUGUUUCUAGGAUCAAUAUUGACAUUCUGCGACUCCCUAGCCUGGUUCCAAUUGCUCGUGUUCCUGAAGUCAUUGUUUGGUGGCGCUAACUUUUUUGUUGGAAUCAUUUUAGCGUGUGAGGUGGCGAGCAAUGAGUGGCGAUCACGUUUUAAUACGAUUGUCUCCUCAUCUCGACUAACUGCCAUUAUUUGUAUGGUGCCUUUGGCCAAUUCUGUGCCGAAUUUGGAAACUCUUAGUUGUAUUGCUACUCUCUACACGUUCUUACUCGUGAUAAUUCUAAGAUUAUUGCCGGAAUCACCACAGUGGUUGCUGUAUAACAGGAAAAUAUUUGUAGCGGAGAAAAUUUUAUAUCACGCGGCGAAGAAAAAUGGACAAAAACUGUGCAGCCAAUUCAAAAUUAGACCUGUCAAUCACAGAGUACGUCUGCUUACAAUUCGUUAGACGAAACUCGGACUUGUGCUGAAAUAUUAAUGACCUACAAUAUCAGAAUCACGGUUUUAGUAACAUUGCUGAUGUGGUGGUUGUUUUGCUUCCAAUGGAGCUAUCUAUACGUUAAAGUGUAUAAAGGAAAUGCGAAACAAUUAUUAACUACGUUGUUGUGCUUUAUCGCUCUUUUUUGCGUCUUAACAUACUUGUUAUCGAAAAAGUUAAUACUUCGACACUUGUUACUUAUAAAUAUAUUAAUGUUUGGGACAUCGUCUUCUUCAGAGAUAGUAUUCGGUCAUAUAAUAUCCCAUUUGUUCUCAUCAAUAGCGUUAUCGUCAGGCGUAAUUGUGUACGCCCUUUUAAUGAACAUAACUCCUCGCCUAUUCGCUAUGAGAUUAAGGGCCACUUUAUUUGGUUGCUGUCAUGCUGUUGGCCAACUGGGAACUAUGAUAAGCUACCUAGUGUUUGCCUUCUUACCACUAAACAACAUGAUAUAUGUGGCUGUAAACAUGGCAGUCACGAUGGCUUUAGCCACUCUGACAUUCACACUAGUCGAUGUCGAUGGCCGGGAGCUGCCAGAUUUGAUUGAAGAUAUGGAUUAUUUCUCCGAGUAUGUACCUGACUAAACUAAUACUGAUAUAAUGUAUUAGUAGUCUGUGUCUUCAAUCAGGAACUAUUGGUAGUUACCAUUAAUUUAGCGGAGCCAAAUUGUUCUUAAUAUUAUUUGGUACUUAUUGUUUUUUUAUUAUUUGCUUCGUUUCUUGUUUAAAAGAUAUAAUAAGUAAACUGUGGUCCCGCCAUUUUGACGGAUACAUAAAAUCUAAGUACUUACCUAGGGAAACCUAUACUAAUGUUGGCCCCCCCUCCACAAUGAUUGGCCCUCUUGCAUUUAUAAUAAAAUAAAAGAAAUGUGUGAAUAAAACACUAACUAAACUGUACACGAUGUCUUUUUCUUAUUCUUUGAUGGCAAUUCUUCAAUCUUCAGUAGUUACUUGACCGCUAUAAAUGGCAGUUUUUUGAAAAAUCAAAGUUUGAUUGUUGCCGGUCCGCUAAUGCUACUAAAAUGCAACCAUUUUAUUGAAGUCAGUCAAUAAGAGAUUUUCUAGCGCAAUGUCUAAAUUUUCGACAUAAUUACUAAGUUGUAACCACUGCAUAACUGAAAAAUGUAUUUUAUCAGAAUUUUACCUAAAAUUCAGGAAAACAUCAACGUUUUGGUGUGCCAUUCUUUAGUAUAAUCUCUAGUGGGAGUACAAUCAUUGGCACGAAUGUUAAUCACUAAAACGUAGGUAUU